GCGCCAACCUUACCGGUGACAUUUCGUGCACUGGAGGAGAACCUGAAGAUCGAUCGAAGGCAUAGGUAUCGAGUAUAUUCGCCACAGAAGGAAGGAGAUUCCGUCGGGGUAUUGGAAAGUGAAGCGGAGGAUGGCACAGCACUUUACGAGGCUGUGGCCGUGAUUUUUAUUGCUCAACUUCAUAAUAUCAAGCUUACUCUACUCGAGUUAUUAACCAUCAGUGUCACAACCACCGUGGCCUCCAUUGGUUCCGGUUCAGUGCCGGCUGGCCUAGACACCAUUGUUAUUGUGUUGACCACAGUCGGACUUCCGGCUAAGGAUCUCAGCUUGUUGCUCACUGUCGACUGGCUA
Messenger RNA from Ostertagia ostertagi, 351 nucleotides. Lineage: Eukaryota; Metazoa; Nematoda; Chromadorea; Rhabditida; Trichostrongylidae. The record is from the annotation of a GenBank genome assembly.